Spea bombifrons (plains spadefoot toad) is the source of this 10490-nucleotide messenger RNA. RefSeq names its product REV3 like, DNA directed polymerase zeta catalytic subunit (gene REV3L). Gene Ontology annotation, biological process: double-strand break repair via homologous recombination; error-prone translesion synthesis. Gene Ontology annotation, cellular component: nucleus; zeta DNA polymerase complex. The coding region runs from base 36 to 9461 and encodes 3141 amino acids. Lineage: Eukaryota; Metazoa; Chordata; Amphibia; Anura; Pelobatidae. The transcript is spliced from 32 exons. Gene Ontology annotation, molecular function: DNA binding; nucleotide binding; DNA-directed DNA polymerase activity. The record is from RefSeq and is a predicted model, not a curated record.
GGAAGCGCCUGGAGAGGGAGCCCGGAAUCGGAAAGAUGUUCUCCCUGCGUCUGGUGACGGCGGAUUAUUACCUGGCUGCCCCGCUGUCUGGGCUGGAUGUCACCACGUCCCACUUCAGAGACUGCCCGGUGCGGAGAGUACCCGUGGUGAGAGUGUUCGGGGCAACCCCUGCAGGUCAAAAGACGUGUCUGCAUCUCCAUGGUAUCUUUCCUUACCUGUAUGUGCCAUAUGAUGGAUAUAGGCAGCAGAAUCCGGAGCGGUACCUUCGCCAAGUAGCCUUUAGCAUUGACAGAGCACUUAACGUAGCUUUAGGGAAUCCAUCAGCCAAUGUACAGCAUGUAUUCAAGAUCACAGUAGUGUCUGGGAUACCUUUCUAUGGUUAUCAUGAAAAGGAAACGCAGUUUAUGAAGAUAUAUCUGUAUAAUCCGGCAAUGGUGAAAAGAGUCAGCGAGCUGUUACAAGGUGGAGCAAUAAUGAAUAAGUGCUACCAGCCACACGAGGCCCAUGUCCCUUAUCUCCUUCAGCUUUUCAUUGACUACAAUUUAUAUGGAAUGAACUUGAUAAAUCUCGCUGCGGUGAAAUUCAGGAAGACCUGGAAAAAAAAUGUCGCGUUGAUUGGUGAUGGAUCAUUAAACCGAAGUGUGCAUAAAGAAGCAAUCCAUGGAAGCUCCUUCGCUGGUACCUUUGCCCUCUGGGAAGAAGAUGAAAUUCCAAGCUCCUGCAUGUUGGAGGGUGUGGAACCACAGAGUACCUGUGAAUUGGAAGUGGAUGGUGUAGCAGCUGAUAUCUUAAACCGGCAGGAAAUUGAAGCUCAGAUAGGGAAGAAUCCGGGGCUGCAGGCCAUAUGGGAAGAUGAGAAGCAACGUCGCCGAGAGAAUAACCGGUCUUCUCAAAUCAGCCCACCUGAAUCACAAGAUCGUGGAUUUGUGGCUGUAACAGAAAGCGAAAAAAUCUUCCAGAAGAGACUUAAGGAAAUCCUCAAGCAAAAUGACUUCUCUGUGACGCUGCCUCACCCGAUGGACUGCAGCAGUGUGUCGGACGAUUUCUCUGCCGAGCUGACUCUGCAUUCUCAGUUUGAGUCCCCCGAGGGCAUCCCCUGCACAUCGGCUAACGUGGUGGAGGUUCACAGAGAUCCGAAGCACAGAAAUGAAGAGUGUGUUGGAGAAGACCAAGCAGAUGCUGUCAUUGAUGAAGAGGCUAUUUUAAAUGUCAUGGAAACUAGUCAAAGCUUCCAACCUUUGUCCCAGAGACUGAGUCAGUCUCCAGUUUUCUUGGAUAACAGUCAAGAUAAAGCCAUGGUAAAAUUAUUAGCCGGCCUAGAGGACGAUGGGUACCAAGUGGACACGUCAAGAAGCUUAUCACAGCACGCUUUUGCAAAAUAUAGCAACAUGCAGAAUAGCGAUGACGAGGAGAAUGAGCCCCUGUUGGAGAAGGAGGAGAUGGAACUGAGCAUACUAAUGUCUCAAAGAUGGGACAGCAACACUGAGAAGCAGAAUGCCAAGCAAAACAAGAACAUCGAUGGGAGCUCCUCAGAAGAAGAAGAUUCUACCGAUAGUGAAAUGGAAUGGAACAGUAACUUGCUUCUUGCCAAUCUUUCCAUACCACAGCUAGAUGGAACAGCGGAUGAAAAUAGCGAUAAUCCUCUGAAUAAUGAAAACACCCUCACCCACUCUUCUGUCAUUGCAAAAAGCAAGCUAUCAAAGAGUUCCCUCUUUCAUAAAGAUGUUGCCUCGCUGGAGCCACAGUCUUCUGCUAAAACGGCCUUUCAGUGUCAACACACAAGUGCACUUUCCUCCAGUGUUCUGAAGAAAGAAGGGCUGAUGGAGGAGCUCUCAUCUGCUUUAGAGAAGGCACCCGAACUUUCCGUCCACUCUUUCCCAAAAGAUAGCACUUACAAUCUGAAAUAUCCUGCACCGUUUAACAGUUCAAACCACCCAGAAGUCCUCCCUAAAGACAGAAGCAAAACUGAUGUAGUUACUGUUCCUUCAAGUGAAAAGAACAUCUACGAAGAAGGCAUAUCUUCAGUGACCAGGCAUUUGCAGAGUAGAAAGUUUACCAGCAUCAGGAAAGUUGAUAAGGAUACUUUCUUACAUGUAAACCGUCACGGCGUUGAAAGUGCAGGGGAUAGAAGCUCAAGAAAUUUUACAGAAAUGGGCAACAAAGCAAAAAAAUCUGCUGAUAUAAAUGAUAAAUGUAAUAGCCCUCCCCUAAGUAAUUUUUUACCUGCAUCCAUAAAUGAAAGCUGUGAAAUGAUGCAGUGUGCAGAGGGAAGUCGAAUAACCGCACACCCCGUGGACUCCAGCACUAAUGAAGGGUGCCUUAAUAAACUUAAGGUGCGGUAUGAGGAGUUUCAGGAACACAAAACUGAACUGAAUAAUUCCAAUCAGCAGGUGACCCAUUACAAGUUUUUCCCUAGUGUCGUCCUUUCAAAUUGUUUAAACCGACCGCCAAAACCUACGCCGCUGUCAUCUAAAAUGGAGCCCCCUAAAAAAACAAGACUGAAGCUACCAAAAAAAAUAAAGGCUUCCGCAAACAAUGAAGCUCCCAAUGAAAAUGAUGUGAAAAUGAAUGUAACCAAUGCUGGAUCCGUAAGCUUGUCUGACAAACAAAGUGAUAAAGCUCAAGAAAGUACCGUACCUGAAAAUAUUCAAAUGGACAGUUCCACCUACCCAGACUCUGUAGAUUUAAAGGAUAUGGGAUCUCCAAAAGACAGCAGCUAUGCACCAGGGAAUGCAUGUAGCAAAAGUCCACCAGAUGUUGACAGGGUUCCUUCUUGUGAUUUAGCUGUAAUGAUGGAUGAUUGCGUGUUUCAGACAAAUAGUUGUAAUAUUAAUAGCUUUCCAUGUCCUGUUGAGGAAGCCAAUACAGAUUGUGACCCAUCUCUUGCACUUUAUGGAAAUAAGUACACCUUAAGAGCAAAACGGAAAGCACAUUUUGAAAGUGAGGAUAGGGAAGAAAGCCCAGGUCUGCACACUGCUAAAUUAAAUCUACCUCAGCCCACUGAAGACACUGAAGAUGUUCUAAAUUGUCAAAAGGCGCGCAAGCGCAGGAAAGUAUCGACUAAGCUGCCUCCAGUAAUUAUCAAGUACAUAAUAAUAAAUCGGUUUAAAGGCAGAAAAAACAUGCAAGUCAGACUGGCAAAGCUUGAUCCAAGUCUACAGCAGGUAAAGCUCACAGAGGACAAAAUCCAAAUGUACAGCAAAAUGGCACCUUUAAAAAACUUCUGGCCCAAAGUGCCAGAUUCACCUGCAACCAGAUACCCGAUAUUUCCAACAGCACCAAAGAAACCACAAAAAAGAAAAACAAAGCCGAAGUCCGCAAAGAAAAAGCUUGGGGGAAUUCCAAAGACAGAGGAUAAAAUAUCAGUAAAUAAAAAUGUACCCUUAAGAAGGAGACAAAAGUGUGCUUUUCUUGCUCCUCCCAUACCAUCUUAUAAUACUGAAACCGAAGAUUGCGACACAGAUUAUAAGGAUGUCAUGUCAAAGCUUGGUUUUCUUACAGAGAGAAGCCCAAGUCCGAUACAUAUGUCUCCUCCACGCUGCUGGUCUCCAACUGAUCCAAGAGCUGACGAAAUAAUGCACAGUCCUGUGGAAGACACCCCUCUUUUUAAAUGUUCUGCUGAAGGCAGCGGCAAGGGAGAUGAUUUCAGUUCUGCUAAAAAGAGGCAAAGGAGAAUGCAGACGAACAAAUCUAGGAAGAAAAAUGUUAUAAAUCCUCACUCUGCAACAAGCAAGCAUGUGAACAAAAUCAGCCAAUAUCAGAUGGGCACAGAUGGAAAAAAACAGAAGGGCAAAUCAAGACAGAAGAAAAGCGAGAAGGCACCAAGAAAGCACACAAAGAUUAAAGACAGGGUUAAAAAGACAAGUACUCAGCAUGGGGAAACUAUAGGACCUCAGUCACAGGAUGAACCUGUAACACAAACGAGUGAUGAUGUACAGAUGCCAUCCUCCAGCCAUCCAGAUUUCACCUUAUCUGGGUUUUCAAGUGGCCAUCUCCAUUCUACCCAGCUACCCCCCACAGGCAGCGUGCAAGAAAGCUCUUCUGGCUGUAGUCUCCCCGCAACUCCAAGUCCUCUGCAAUACCAGCAGAAAGAUAUCCAUUCUUUUCCAUCGAGCCAAGAAAUGGGGCCACAUAAAGUUGAUUUAACAAGGGCACAAGCUUGUAGCGUGUUCCAAAUGAGGGAUUUGAAUUCAUCUCAAAACACAAUACCAAAUUCCUUUUCCAGUUUACCUCAAAUAAUACAAAAUGCGCAAUUUACCUUGGGUAAUGCACUUCUGAAUAAGGAAGAUCCUAAUGAUGCUCAAAAAAGACUUUUGUCCCCUAUUGGAAAACUGAAAGAAAUGCAGGGAUCACCUGACUCUUUGGCUUUUGAGACGUUGCAGUCAAAACUUUUCCCGUGUAUAUUUAACAACCAGCCGCACACGGCCAAUUCACAAGACCCAGCAAAGCAGUGUGAUUCAAAUUCUUUCAUCCCAGAGACUGUUCGGUCGCCUAAGAAUGGUCUCUCAUCACCCAUCCGAAGCCCUGUCAAAAUGUCUCAAUGGGAGCAAAUACAAAAGGGAGAAAUCAUUGAUGCAGCCCAAGCUGCCACACAGAAAAUGAGUCAAAAUUGUUUAAAAGAGAUUUUCUCCUGCACAAAAGCCAUACAGAAAACCACUCAUGGAGGUUCUCCACAAGCAAUUGACGGGCACUCUGGAAUUGCUGUUCUGAAGGAAUUGCUUCAUAAAAAACAGAAAGCAAAAGUGGCAGAUGUACUAGAGUCCAUUUCAAAGCUUAAAGGAAGUUUCACUUGUCCUUCAGAAGCAAAAUGCUCAAGUAAAAAAUCACAAUGUGCAACCCCCAAUAAAAAACCAAGAGCUCCAAGAAGCACAAAACCCAAAGGAGCAAAAAAUUUGAAAACCAAUGAGGUAAAACAUAUAAAUGAUCACCAGACCAAAAGUUCUUCAUCUGAACGAAGCCCUGGGAUUUUCUCUGACCCUGGCUUUCAAAGCUGCUAUGCGCUAGAGGACAACUUAUCUCCUGAGCAUAACUAUAAUUUUGACAUAAACAGUGUAGGACAAACAGGUCUAUGCAGUUUAUACUCUGGGAGUCAGUUUAUUCCAGCUGAUCAAAGUUUACCUCAGAAGUUUUUAAGCGACCCCACUCCUGUCCAGGUUUCAGAAAACGAGAGUUCAAGUCUUGAAAGUCAGAACUCGCUGCAGAAAAUACCACGGACCCCAGAUAUGAAGCCUCUUCUAAGACCAAGUUCUCUCAGCCCGGAUUUAUUUGAAAGGUCAUGUAUUGAUAUUAAACAGAGCCCUCUACUUAACCAGUGGAAUAAUGGGUUACUUAUGCAAAGUGUCCACUCUCAGUCCCCAAAUGAUAGACUUAAGAACCAACAGCUAGAAGACUGCCCCAAAGACAAGUUUAAGCUAAAUAAAAAAAGUAUUCUGAAAGAUGCUACAUUUAAUUUUUCGGAGCAUGGCUGGGGUGUAGCAGGUACAAAUUCUCCAAGUAAAGAUGGCACAUUUGAAGCUUGUCAGCCUCCAAAUUCAAAUUCUUCCUUUAAUGGCCUUCUUUCUUCCCCAGAAGGGGAUUUUAUGGAUUGUGUGUCGGAUGACUUAGAGUUGUACAUUUCAAGGCACAGUGGUGGCUUAACACCAUCUCCAGACAGUUCACCAAGAUCAAUAAGUUCCCCAUCACAGUCCAAAAAUGGGAGCACAACACCUCGACCUGUUCACAUUUUAAGACCCUUGAUGUCUCCUCCAAGUCGUGAAGAAAUUAUGGCAACGUUAAUGGAUCAUGACCUAAUGGAAACCAUUUAUCAAGAACCAUUUUUCAGCAACCCUUCAGAUGCUCCAGAAAAGCCAAAAGAGGUCGGAGGGAGGAUUCUUGCAGUAGAAACCAAGUUACCAUAUCAUCUUCCAGAAUUUGAAGGCGACUUCUCAAUGGAAGGGUUGAGACUUUGGAAGACUGCAUUUUCUGCGAUGACUCAAAAUCCCAGACCAGUCUCUCCAACUCGGAUGAACCGGCUCCUGGUUGAACGAGAGAAGGCUAAGGCCAAUCGUGAAGAUGAUAAAAAGCUGGUAAUAAUGCCUUGUAAAAGCGCACCAGCUCCUCAGAGGGUUGAGAUGUGGAUUCAAGCCAAGGAGCUCUACGAGGCCACUAAGGGUAUUUGCAAGGAUCCCCCAAUCCAAGAAGCUAAUGAAAGCAAUUGUGUUAAGACUACUCCUUUACCUAAUGGAUGCAACAGCUUGCCCCCAAAAGAAAUCCAGCUUUUGGUGGCAGAACCUGCAAGUUCAGAAGGUCUUUUGGCUAAUGAAAAUAAUGUAACUAUUCAUUUUGCUAGUUCCCCCCCUGCUCUUCAUACUGCAGACUCGGAACUUAUUGAAAGGAGAAAUGAUUUGUUGCCUAGUACAGCUGAAACAGAAUCAAGUGACAUGACUAAUGCUACAGACUUGGAUAAUUCAACUUCUCCAGAUUCCCCGAUAUUACCCCCAUGGCAGGAUCCGGUAUCCCCAGAUAGCAAAGAUUUUAAAAAAGAGAAUAUUUUAACAUCUCCAGCUGAUGUUUUUGGAGCAAUGAACUGUCAAAGUCCCGAGGGUCUAGUAAAAAACGAAGUGAAAGAGUUCUGUGCGCAGUCUCCUUCCCCAUUUAAUCAGGACAAGCACGCAUCCAAAUAUGUCUGCUUACACAGUACUCCUGUCAUAGAAAGAAAGCAGGAGGAAGCAGCCCACGAGGCACUCCUCUGCACUCCUGUGACAUCAGAACCAAGAUGGCAAAAAAUGAGUCAGAGAAGAGCUAAUCCAAAUAAACUGCGAAGGGUACUAUUAACAACUCAGAUGAAGAAUCAGUUUGCGGCUAUGGCACAUGUGAAAAAAGAAACUUCUCAGAUAGAAGGACCGUCCCUCAAUAACUCGUAUGGAUUCAAAGUCAGCGCACAAAACCUACAGGAAGCUAAAGCCCUACACGAGGUGCAGCACCUGACUCUUAUGUGUAUGGAAUUACAUGCAAGGACGAGACGGGACUUGGAACCAGAUCCAGAAUUUGACCCGAUCUGUGCUUUGUUCUACUGCCUGUCUUCAGACUCACUGCUACCUGGUAGCAACAGGACAGAGAUUACUGGUGCCAUUGUGGUUAGCCAUGAGGCCACAUCUGGUGAAGCUAAAAGAUCAGCUCCACUACUUACCAGAUCGGGUGUUUCAGGAUUUGAAGUCACAUAUGCAGCAGAUGAGAAGGAGCUCUUUGAGAAGUUGCUAGAUCUGGUCAGAAGGUAUGAUCCAGAUAUUCUUCUGGGAUAUGAGGUCCAGAUGCACUCCUGGGGUUACCUUCUACAGCGGGCAUCAGCUCUCGAUGUGAAUCUCUGCCAGCAGAUGUCCAGGAUACCUGAUGAUAAAAAUGAAAACCGGUUUACUUCCGAACAGGACGAAUAUGGCGCUGACACUAUGAGUGAAAUAAAUAUAGUUGGUCGGGUUGUGUUGAAUGUCUGGAGAAUGUUGAGAAGUGAGGUGGCUUUGACUAAUUACACCUUUGAAAACGUGGCCUUCCAUGUGCUUCAUCAAAGAUACCCCCUAUUUAGUUUUCGAACAUUGUCAGACUGGUUCGAUAAUAAAACAGAUGUGUACAGAUGGAGAAUGACUGAUCAUUACAUCAGUCGUGUCCGUGGAACCCUUCAGCUGCUCGAACAGUUGGAUCUUAUUGGGAGAACCAGUGAAUUGGCUAGACUCUUCGGGAUUCAGUUUUUGCAUGUUUUGACGCGAGGGUCGCAGUACCGUGUUGAGUCAAUGAUGCUACGUAUCGCCAAGCCAAUGAACUACAUCGCUGUCACUCCAACUGUCCAGCAGCGGUCCCAGAUGAGAGCUCCUCAGUGUAUUCCUCUCGUCAUGGAGCCAGAGUCUAAAUUCUACAGCAACUCCAUUUUGGUGCUGGAUUUCCAGUCCUUGUACCCAUCUAUCGUAAUCGCAUACAACUACUGCUACUCCACCUGUUUGGGACACAUAGAGAGCUUGGGAAAAAACGACGAGUUCAAAUUUGGCUGCACAUCUUUGCGUGUUCCUCCCGAUCUGCUUUACCAGAUGCGACGGGAUAUUACAGUGUCGCCUAAUGGGAUCGCUUUUGUGAAGUCUUCUGUCAGAAAAGGAGUGUUGCCAAGGAUGCUUGAAGAGAUUCUGAAGACUCGAAUAAUGGUGAAACAGUCAAUGAAAGAAUAUAAAAAGGAUAAAGGUUUAAGCCGAUUGCUUGAUGCUCGCCAACUUGGACUUAAGCUGAUUGCCAAUGUUACCUUUGGCUAUACUGCUGCUAACUUCUCUGGGAGGAUGCCAUGUGUAGAGAUUGGAGACAGUAUUGUCCACAAGGCCCGGGAGACCUUGGAACGUGCUAUAAAGCUUGUCAAUGACACAAAGAAGUGGGGAGCCAGAGUUGUGUAUGGUGACACAGACAGCAUGUUCGUGCUGCUAAAAGGGGCCACCAAGGAGCAGUCCUUCAAGAUUGGACAAGAAAUUGCAGAAGCUGUGACAGCUACUAAUCCAAAACCAGUGAAACUGAAGUUUGAAAAGGUCUAUUUACCAUGUGUUUUGCAAACAAAGAAGAGGUAUGUGGGUUACAUGUAUGAAACUCUUGACCAAAAAGAUCCAGUUUUUGACGCAAAAGGAAUUGAGACUGUUCGAAGAGACGCCUGCCCUGCUGUUGGUAAGAUACUUGAACGUUCAAUCAAGCUGCUAUUUGAAACAAGAGAUAUCAGUCAAAUCAAACAGUAUGUCCAGAGACAAUGUCUAAAGCUUUUGGAAGGCAAAGCCAGCAUGCAGGAUCUAAUUUUCGCUAAGGAAUACCGAGGAAGUUUUGCGUAUAGACCUGGAGCUUGUGUCCCAGCACUAGAACUAACAAGGAAAAUGGUGGCCUAUGACCGUCGCUCGGAGCCUCGAGUUGGCGAAAGGGUUCCGUAUGUUAUAGUGUAUGGAAUUCCUGGAGUACCUCUCAUCCAACUUGUGAGACGGCCCAUCGAUGUCCUACAGGAUCAUAACCUGAGAUUAAAUGCCACUUACUACAUUACCAAACAAAUACUUCCCCCGCUAAACCGAAUAUUUUCCCUUAUUGGGGUCGAUGUCUUCAGUUGGUAUGAUGAAUUACCCAGGGUACAGAAGGCCUUUUCCACUGUACGGAAUGAGCUGGAUGCGAGAAAAGGCACAAUCUCGCAGUAUUUCACAACUUUGCAUUGUCCAAUUUGUGACGAACUCACGCAGCACGGAAUAUGCAGUAAAUGCAGGAGUCAGCCGCAACACGUCUCGGUGAUUCUCAAUCAGGAAAUUCGAGAAUUGGAGUGCAGACAAGACCAGCUAGUCAAGUUAUGCAAGAACUGCACGGGAUGCCGCGAUCAACAGAUUCAAUGUGUUUCCCUGAAUUGUCCUGUCCUUUUCAAGCUAUCGAGAGUGAGCCGUGAACUGUCCAAGGCUCCAUACCUACGACAACUACUCGAGCAGUUUUGAAUUCUAUUCGAAGAUACCUGGUGCUAUUUCUUUCAGUGUUUAUCACUUUACAAAAACUAUUGUGCAUGGUGCUGUUUUCCGAUUGCAUUGUUUUUCAUGAUUUUUCUUAUUUAAUAUUAUUCAGUGUAACAUUUAUCUCCAUUUGAUGCUGCGAUUUACCAAGGUAUUGCUAUCUUUAUACAAUGUACAAAGAUUUUUUUCUCUCUCUCUCUCUCUCUCUCUUUAUUUCAACUUUGUAAGAUAAUAUUUUAUAGCGACAGGCGGCUAAACUAGCGAGAAUCAUCAUGUAAAUCCAUUUCUUACAAAAGCCUUUGUUUAGUGCCGGGGAAGAGGCACUGAGAUUUUACAGAAACCUGAUAGAAGAACACAGCUCUGACAUAUCAGGUAGCCGGCUUCCUCUGAAUUCUAGAGCACCCGUUUUCUUUCUAACGUUAAUUGCAAAAUAUCUUGUAAAUAUACCUUUUUUACUUUUGAAACAACCGAGUAAAAAUAAUGUGCAAUGGGGUUUUAUACAGAUCAUUUGGAAGCUAGUAAGUAUAUUUCCUCUGUUAUGCUCCAUGCAGAUAACUUUUGUUUUGUUAUUACUUUGAUUAGACCGUGCAAAUUGUAUUCCUGUUCAGCAUUUCAAAAGUCAUUUUCAUAUAAAAAAACACAAAAAUAAUAGAAAAUAAAUCUAAAUAUAGCUGUCUUGCUUUUUAGCUGUUUAUGGGGCAUUGUGAGGAACUGUGCAAAGACCUUUUUUGUUACAAAACUGUGGGACUGUUGCAAUACUUUAAAUAGAAGAUUUAUUCCAUUUUGCUUGUUUUGUAUAGACAUUUCUAUGGUUUCUAAAUAUGCUUAAAAUAUUUUCUUUCCUUAUGUACAGUUAAAUCUUAUUUGCCAUCAUCCUGAACACAUCAGUGUACUUAGAUAAUUUGUAUAACUGUAUAAAAUGGAAAAAAAAAAGAUUAUGUGGUCAGUGUAUUGUUUUCUAAACUGGAAAUUGUUUGAAAAGUUACAAUGGAAACUAUUAAAAUGUAAUAAAAUUUC